AUGUCAACGGAGAGGCAACAGCUGCUUUUUGAGGGCUUCCUGAAGAAACGGAAAGAUACAAUGAAAAUGAAGUGGUCAACCUAUUGGUUCAGGCUCCAAAACACAACAUUAUUCUUCUACACUAAGAAACAUGGGAGUGCUUCACACCUAAGAGGCCUGUACUACAUCUACACUGUGCAGUCUGUGCGUGAGAUCCAGAGGGAGAAGCGUAAGCACUACGUGUUUGAAAUCACCAUGAAGAAUGGGAAGAGGAAAGUACUGGCUGCAGAGACAGGGGAUCUGAGGAGGGAGUGGAUUGGCCAGCUGUGGAGGGCCAUGCAUCUCUCAGGCCCAGGGGGAACAGACCCAGGCUGCAUACGACAGCAGGAUGUGAGGACUGAUGACCUGAAGGCCAGAGGUCGCUUCAGCACCUAUAACAGCUCAGAAUGUGACAGCAUGAUGGAACCACUGGGGGUUCAUCGACCCCUCUCUGCACCCCUCAACCCCUCCACCCCUGACCAAGACCUCGACCAGGGACACAGGAUUACCCACUGCCUCUCUGGCCCCCUCACCCCUGACCAAAAUGUGGGGCACAGGGCUACCCUCUCUCUCUCCCUCACUGACGAGCUCAGUAAUGAGGAAGCCAUAUGCCAGAACACCAUCUCACAUUAUGGAGAGGAGGAUGAAGACAGUGUCCAUAGAUUUAGAAGGAGAUGUGACGAGGAGAGAGAUGAAGAAGAGGAGGAAGAGUGUAAGGAGGAAGAGGAUCAGUAUGACAUUCUACCAGCCCCCCGGAACUCUGAGUAUCACAUCAACCAAUCAGAUGAAGACUUGACUGACGGAGAGGACCUCUAUGACUUCCCACUGUCCAAUAGGAGGGCAAGUGACCGCCAAGAUUAUAGGGAGAUGACAGAGAGCAUCUAUGACGUCCCCAGUUCCCUAAUGAGGAAAAUGUCUGAACACACACUUGCAGAGCCUUACCCUGGAGGUGAGAUACUGGUGGAGGACAGGGGCCUCCUGGAUGACAUGAUGGCCAGUCUGGGUGGAGGGACGGUGGGCUGGAUAACAGGUGCUUCUACUGUGGAGCCCUACGGGCUGGCUCAUCAUGGCUCUUAGGACUGGUAUAUAGUAUAGACUCUGGAUAAUAUAGACUGAAUGAGUUUUCCUCAUUCAAAUUGUUCUAUAAAGCUUGACGCAUUCUGUUAGAGAUUUAAAUACGUUUACAUUUUAUGAAAAAAAAAUCUCCUUUGUCAUGAUAUUCUAUUCUAUUGACUUCUCUUUUAAUACAAUCUACUGUCAAGGAAAUACCAUAUUAAAUAACUAACUUCAUACUGUCAAAGUGUUCCACUUAGUAUAUAAUGUCAGGAGAGAGGUACUAUAGUAUUCAGGCAGACCCUAUCCUUCUUUUUUAGGAGGUAGAUCAGCUUUAAUACUGCAGAUACAUUGUGGCUUCUAUCAAUGUAAUUGUCUGCAUCAUUUCCAAUCACACGUGUAUAUUUUUUGUAAAUAUAUAGAGUAUAUAUUAUUUUAAAUAUAUAUACAUUUUAAAUAUAUUUAUCUUCUUUAUUAUUUUCCCCUAACCCUACCACCCCUCCCUUAAUUGGAGUAAACAAAUGAAAUAGAUUUGACUUCUUUAUUAAUUUCCCCUAACCCAACAAUACUUAGGCUUCCACUUCCAGGUUAUACAUACUACAUACAUUUAAUGGAAAAUAUAUUUGACAUUAGUUAUCUUCUGUUAGUUUUUAGUCCCAGCCUUCAGCUACCAUCAACACCUCCCAUCUACAGUGAGGGGGGGAAAGUAUUUGAUCCCUGCUGAUUUUCUACGUUUGCCCACUGACAAAGAA
This is a messenger RNA of Oncorhynchus gorbuscha (pink salmon), 1823 nucleotides long. RefSeq lists its product as uncharacterized. The transcript has 10 exons. Lineage: Eukaryota; Metazoa; Chordata; Actinopteri; Salmoniformes; Salmonidae. The record is from RefSeq and is a predicted model, not a curated record. The coding region runs from base 1 to 1095 and encodes 364 amino acids.